AUGGUGUGUAACUUGAGGAGCUGUCGCGUCUGCGGUUGCGUGAGAGGGCUGGGCGCAUGGCAGCAACCUCCCGAGCCUCCUGUCCUGCACUUCCGGAGCUCCAAAAGGCCUCCCCUGUUGGUAUCUGGGCCCCUCCAUUUAACAGCUGAGCUGCAGCUGCGGCUCAGCUGUUCGACGGCGCCCGCUAGCCUCUCCAACUCUGCCCCGCCCGUCUCUACCUCAGACGGUUCCAGAAUUGAGGGAGAUGGGGAGAAGCCAUACAAAUGCCUUGAGUGUGGAAAGUGCUUCUCUCGGAAUGACAGCCUAAAUGCACAUCAAAGGGUUCACACGGGGGAAAAGCCAUAUAAAUGCUUAAAGUGUGGAAAGUGCUUCUCUCGGAAUUCCAUUCUAACUAAACAUCAGAAGGUUCACACAGGGGAGAAGCCAUACAAAUGCCUGAAGUGUGGAAAGUGCUUCUCUCGGAAAGACAGCCUAACUGCACAUCAAAGGGUUCACACAGGGGAGAAGCCAUACAAAUGCCUGGAGUGUGGAAAGUGCUUCUUUUGCAAUGGCGAUCUAACUAAACAUCAAAGGGUUCACACAGAAGAAAAGCCAUAUAAAUGCCUGGAGUGUGGAAAGUGCUUCUUUCAGAGUACGCAGCUAACUCAACAUCAAAGUGUUCACACAGCAGAGAAGCCAUACAAAUGCCUGGCAUGUGGAAAGUGCUUCUCUUGUAAUGGUAACCUAACUGCACAUAAAAGGGUUCACACAGGGGAGAAGCCAUACAAAUGCCUGGAGUGUGGAAAGUGCUUCUCUCAGAAUUCCUCCCUAACUACACAUAAAAGGGUUCACACGGGGGAGAAGCCAUACAAAUGCCUGGAGUGUGGAAAGUGCUUCUCUGGCCGCCUAACUGCACAUAAAAGGGUUCACACAGCGGAGAAGCCAUACAAAUGCCUGGAGUGUGGAAAGUGCUUUCAGAAUACUCAGCUAACUCAACAUCAAAGGGUUCACACAGGGGAGAAGCCAUACAAAUGCCUGGAGUGUGGAAAGUGCUUCUCUCACAAUUCCUCCCUAACUGCACAUAAAAGGGUUCACACGGGGGAGAAGCCAUACACAUGCCUGGAGUGUGGAAAGUGCUUCUCUGGCCGCCGCGACCUAACUGCACAUAAUAGGGUUCACACGGGGGAGAAACCAUACACAUGCCUGGAGUGUGGAAAGUGCUUUUCCUGCAAUGGCGACCUAACUAAACAUCAAAGGGUUCACACAGCGGAGAAGCCAUACAAAUGCCUGGAGUGUGGAAAGUGCUUCUCUCACAAUCCCUCCCUAACUGCACAUAAAAGGGUUCACACGGGGGAGAAGCCAUACACAUGCCUGGAGUGUGGAAAGUGCUUCUCUCACAAUUCCUCCCUCACUGCACAUCAAAGGGCUCACACGGGGGAAAAGCCCUACAAAUGCCUGGAAUGUGGAAAGUGCUACUCUCAGAAUUGUGAGCUAACUGCACACCAAAGGGUUCACACAGGGGAGAAGCCAUUCAAAUGCAUGGAGUGUGGAAAGUGCUUCUCUUGGAGUGGCCACCUAACUAAACAUCAAAGUCCCCUUGGAGCCCUCCUCCCCCCGCCCUGGCUCGCUGGACAUGUGACCCUUUCCUCGGCCACCUCUCCCUCCGUGCCCGGGAGAGCGCACAAGAGCCCUGCAGGGUUGGCCCAAGAGCCCCACCCCCAGCCACCGCGGGGGUGCAAAAGGAGAGUCCGUGUCUCGCUGUCUUGCCCAGGCUACGCUGCAGCGGCUAUUCACAGGCGCGAUCCCACUACUGAUCGGCACGGGAGUUUUGACCUGCUCCGUCUCCGACCUGGGCCGGUUCACCCCUCCUUGGGCAACCUGGCGGGCCGCAGCUCCCCGCGGCCCGCCAUAUUGAUGCCGGACUUAGUGCGGACACCCGAUCGGCACAGCCCGCUGCAGCCCAGAACUCCUGAGCUCACGCGAUCCGCCGGCCUCAGCCUCCCCGGCAGCCGGGAUUACAGGCGCGCGCCACCGCGCCCGGCUGGGGCUUCGCUGGCCCAGGGACGGGCCUUAUGCCGCGCCGGCGCCGACGUCACCGGGCCCGGACACGCCCCCUCGCCUCGCCACGCCUUCGCCAGCAGGGGGAGAGGCCUGACUCCGCUCCGCCCACGUCACGGGGCCCGGACACGCCCCUCCCUCGCUCGCGCGGGGCAUGCCGGGAGCCGGACCGCCUAG
Molecule: messenger RNA, 2214 nt
Organism: Euleptes europaea (tarantolino)
Lineage: Eukaryota; Metazoa; Chordata; Lepidosauria; Squamata; Sphaerodactylidae
Product: zinc finger protein 345-like
Exons: 6
Coding region: 1-2214 (737 amino acids)
Biological process (GO): regulation of transcription by RNA polymerase II; central nervous system development
Cellular component (GO): nucleus
Molecular function (GO): DNA-binding transcription factor activity, RNA polymerase II-specific; RNA polymerase II cis-regulatory region sequence-specific DNA binding
Source: RefSeq, a predicted model, not a curated record